AUGACUACACCGACGAUUCCAACCGAACAGGAAGUAUUGGGCUGGUUCGAUUCGCUGAGCAACUGGGGUCGCUGGGGCGACGAUGAUGAACUGGGCACGCUGAACCUCAUUACCGACGCCAAACGGAAGCAGGCGGCCGGGUUGGUAUCGGAGGGGAUUACGGUAACCUGCUCCCGCCUGCUGGUGCCUGAAAUCGCCCCCGACGUUACCAGCAUCCCGCCGUUGCACUACAUGGUCAACACCGGAGAGACUGCCCCGUCGGAAGGCGGCGGCGGCUCCAGCGAUUUCCUGGGGGUGUCUUACCACGGAUUGACGAUUACGCACCUGGACAGCCUUUGCCAUCAGUUCUGGAACGGCAAGAUGUACAACGGCAAGGCAGCCAGCCUGGUCACCUCGGCGGAAAAAGCCACCGCGGGAGCCAUCGACAACGCGAAGAAUGGCGUCAUCACUCGCGGCGUUUUGCUGGAUAUUGCCGCCGUCAAGGGCAAGGACUGGCUGGAUGCCGGUGAGCCGGUAUUUACCGCUGACCUGGAGGCUGCCGAGGAAGCGCAGGGCGUGCGCGUUACCGAGGGCGACGCGCUGUUGAUCCGGCUCGGCUGGUACAAACGCCGGCAGGAGGUCGGGGCGCCGUCCGCCGCUGAAGGCCGGCCCGGUCUGCACGCCGAGACGCUGCCGUGGCUGCGCGAGCGCGGCGUAUCCAUUGGCGCAUGUGACGCCUCCUGGGACGUUGCGCCCAGUGAGUACCCAUACGUGGGGCUGCCCAUCCACAAGGUUGGAAUUGUUGGCAUGGGGUUGUGGCUGAUCGAUGCCGCCAACUUCGACGAACUGGCGCCGAUCUGCCGCCGACUGAAUCGGUGGGAGUUCAUGUUCACGGUAGCCCCCCUUCGCUGGCAUAACGCCACCGGCUCCCCGGUGAACCCGUUGGCCACGUUCUGA
Geodia barretti is the source of this 936-nucleotide messenger RNA. The record is from the annotation of a GenBank genome assembly. Lineage: Eukaryota; Metazoa; Porifera; Demospongiae; Tetractinellida; Geodiidae.